Molecule: messenger RNA, 2483 nt
Organism: Nannospalax galili (Upper Galilee mountains blind mole rat)
Lineage: Eukaryota; Metazoa; Chordata; Mammalia; Rodentia; Spalacidae
Gene: Actn3
Product: actinin alpha 3
Exons: 19
Coding region: 42-2483 (813 amino acids)
Biological process (GO): muscle cell development; actin cytoskeleton organization
Cellular component (GO): plasma membrane; cell junction; cortical actin cytoskeleton
Molecular function (GO): calcium ion binding; actin filament binding
Source: RefSeq, a predicted model, not a curated record
CUGAGCGUGCCUAGCGGAGCGGAGCCAGGAGCCUGAGCAAGAUGAUGAUGGUUAUGCAGCCCGAGGGUCUGGGGGCCGGGGAGGGGCCCUUCUCGGGCAGCGGGGGCGGCGAAUACAUGGAACAGGAGGAGGACUGGGACCGCGACCUGCUGCUGGACCCUGCCUGGGAGAAACAGCAGCGGAAAACCUUCACUGCAUGGUGCAACUCACAUCUGCGCAAGGCGGGCACUCAGAUCGAGAACAUCGAAGAGGACUUUCGCAAUGGCCUCAAGCUCAUGCUGCUCCUGGAGGUCAUUUCCGGAGAGAGGCUGCCCAGGCCAGACAAGGGCAAGAUGCGCUUCCACAAAAUCGCCAAUGUCAACAAGGCCCUGGACUUCAUUGCCAGCAAAGGGGUUAAACUUGUGUCCAUCGGUGCUGAAGAGAUUGUUGAUGGGAACCUGAAGAUGACCCUGGGCAUGAUCUGGACCAUCAUCCUCCGCUUCGCCAUCCAGGACAUCUCUGUAGAAGAGACUUCUGCCAAAGAAGGCUUGCUUCUGUGGUGCCAGCGGAAAACAGCACCGUACCGCAAUGUUAACGUACAGAACUUCCACACCAGCUGGAAGGAUGGCCUGGCCCUUUGUGCUCUCAUUCACCGCCACCGGCCAGAUCUCAUUGACUAUGCCAAGUUGCGCAAGGAUGACCCCAUCGGCAACCUGAACACUGCCUUUGAGGUGGCGGAAAAAUACCUGGACAUCCCUAAGAUGUUGGAUGCAGAAGAUAUCGUGAACACUCCAAAGCCAGAUGAGAAGGCCAUCAUGACCUAUGUUUCCUGCUUCUACCAUGCAUUUGCUGGAGCUGAGCAGGCAGAGACAGCUGCCAACAGGAUCUGCAAGGUGCUGGCUGUGAACCAGGAAAACGAAAAGCUGAUGGAGGAAUAUGAGAAGCUGGCCAGUGAGCUGCUGGAGUGGAUCCGCCGCACUGUCCCAUGGCUGGAGAACCGAGUGGGUGAACCCAGCAUGACUGCCAUGCAGCGCAAGCUAGAGGACUUCCGGGACUAUAGGCGCCUGCACAAGCCUCCCCGUGUGCAGGAGGAGUGCCAGCUGGAGAUCAACUUCAACACGCUGCAGACCAAGCUGCGCCUGAGCCACCGGCCCGCCUUCAUGCCCUCCGAGGGCAAGCUGGUUUCGGACAUCGCCAAUGCAUGGCGGGGGCUGGAGCAGGUGGAAAAGGGCUAUGAGGACUGGCUGCUCUCAGAGAUCCGGCGCCUACAGCGGCUUCAGCACCUGGCUGAGAAAUUCCAGCAGAAGGCCUCCCUGCAUGAAACCUGGACCAGGGGAAAAGAGGAGAUGCUAAAUCAGCACGACUAUGAGUUGGCUUCGCUGCAGGAGGUGCGUGCAUUGUUGCGGCGCCAUGAGGCCUUUGAGAGCGACCUGGCCGCACACCAAGACCGCGUGGAGCACGUCGCCGCCCUCGCCCAGGAGCUCAAUGAGCUGGACUAUCAUGAGGCAGCAUCUGUGAACAGCCGCUGCCAAGCCAUCUGCGACCAAUGGGACAACUUGGGCACGCUGACCCAGAAGAGGCGGGAUGCACUAGAGAGGAUGGAGAAGCUCCUGGAAACCAUUGACCAGCUGCAGCUGGAGUUUGCCCGACGGGCAGCACCUUUCAACAACUGGCUGGAUGGGGCUGUGGAGGACCUACAGGAUGUGUGGCUGGUGCACUCUGUGGAGGAGACCCAGAGCCUUUUAACAGCACAUGAACAGUUCAAAGCAACGUUACCUGAGGCUGAUAGAGAGCGAGGUGCCAUUCUGGGCAUCCAGGGUGAGAUCCAGAAGAUCUGCCAAACAUAUGGACUGCAGCCAAAGUCUACCAACCCCUACAUCACCCUUAGCUCACAGGACAUCAACAAUAAGUGGGACAUGGUCCGAAAGCUUGUGCCUAGCCGUGACCAGACACUGCAGGAAGAACUGGCACGGCAGCAGAUGAAUGAGAGACUCCGGAGACAGUUUGCGGCCCAGGCCAAUGCUAUAGGACCCUGGAUCCAGGGAAAGGUGGAGGAGGUGGGGCGGCUGGCAGCUGGGCUGGCCGGCUCUCUGGAGGAGCAGAUGGCGGGAUUGCGGCAGCAGGAACAGAACAUUAUCAACUACAAGAGCAACAUUGACCGGCUGGAGGGUGACCACCAGCUGCUGCAGGAGAGCCUGGUCUUUGACAACAAGCAUACUGUGUACAGCAUGGAGCACAUUCGUGUGGGCUGGGAGCAGCUACUCACCUCUAUUGCCCGUACCAUCAAUGAGGUAGAGAACCAAGUACUGACCCGAGAUGCCAAGGGCCUGAGCCAGGAGCAGCUCAAUGAGUUCCGAGCAUCCUUCAACCACUUUGACCGGAAGCGAAAUGGGAUGAUGGAACCUGAUGACUUCCGAGCUUGCCUCAUCUCCAUGGGUUACGACCUGGUGAGUCCCCCUAAUUGCUCCCAGAAAUACCAUCAGAGUACCCCUCUCCUCCAAUGA